UUUUCUUCUCUGCUUCCGGGGUCUCUGCAACGAUUUAGAGAGAGAGAAAGAGAGUGAUUUAGAGAGAGAAUGGCGAGAUCACCACCGUUGAUCACACUUCCAUUGCUGACCAUCUUCAUAGUCGUCCAACUGUCUGCAACCGCAGAUGGAUUGUACGGCCCAUCGUCGCCUGUGGUUCAGCUCAAUCCCUCCAACUUCAAGUCCAAGGUUCUGAACUCAAAUGGGGUUGUUUUGGUUGAGUUCUUUGCACCUUGGUGUGGCCACUGUAAAGCUUUGACACCCACAUGGGAGAAGGCAGCUUCUGUUUUGAAAGGCGUUGCCACUGUGGCAGCUCUUGAUGCUGAUGCUAACCAGGCCCUCGCUCAGGAAUAUGGGAUUAGAGGAUUUCCAACCAUAAAGGUCUUUGCACCAGGGAAACCUCCGGUGGAUUACCAAGGAGCUAGAGAUGUCAAACCCAUUGCAGAAUUUGCACUCCAGCAGAUAAAGGCACUUCUCAAAGAGCGUUUAAGUGGAAAGGCAACUGGAGGAUCAAGUGAGAAAUCUGAAAUCAGUGCAUCAGUAGAAUUGACUUCCAGCAAUUUUGAUGAACUGGUGCUUAAAAGUAAAGAUCUUUGGAUUGUCGAGUUCUUUGCACCUUGGUGUGGACACUGUAAGAAGCUGGCUCCUGAGUGGAAGAAGGCUGCUAAUAACUUGAAGGGGAAAGUGAAGCUGGGGCAUGUUGACUGUGACUCAGACAAGUCUCUGAUGAGCAGGUUUAGUGUGCAAGGAUUCCCCACUAUCUUGAUGUUUGGUGCUGACAAAGAUACUCCAGUACCUUAUGAGGGUGCAAGAACUGCCUCAGCAAUUGAAUCAUUUGCUCUGGAGCAGCUGGAAACGAAUGUUGCACCCCCUGAAGUGACUGAGCUGACUGGCCCAGAUGUCAUGGAGGAGAAGUGUGGCUCAGCUGCCAUUUGUUUUGUUGCUUUCCUUCCUGACAUUUUGGACUCCAAGGCAGAAGGAAGGAACAAAUACCUUGAGAUGAUGUUAUCAAUUGCAGAGAAGUUCAAAAGGAGUCCUUACAGCUAUGUUUGGGCAGCAGCAGGUAAGCAGGCAGAUCUUGAGAAGCAGGUAGGCGUUGGGGGAUACGGGUAUCCAGCUUUGGUAGCCUUAAAUGUGAAGAAAGGUGCAUAUGCUCCACUUAAGAGCGCAUUUGAGUUAGACCAGAUUAUAGGGUUUGUGAAGGAAGCUGGACAUGGGGGAAAAGGCAUUCUGCCUCUGGCAAGUACUCCUGUGGUUGUGCAGACAGAGCCUUGGGAUGGUAAAGACGGGGAGAUCAUUGAAGAGGAUGAGUUCUCCCUUGAAGAACUCAUGGGGGAUGAUGCUACCAGUUAGGAUGAGUAGUUGCCAUUCUUAAUGAGUUGAGAGACUACAACAGAGGAAGACUGAAAAUCCAAGGCUAUGACUGAUUUUGAUGUCAUGAGAAAAGCGUUGGUGGCGCCAUGAGUCAUUUCUAUUGUUAGUGUAUUUAUAUAGACCUUUUUCCUUAAUGAUGAAGAUUUUCUUGCAAUCAAUGCUCUCAUAUUCCCCCUAUUGCGCAAAA
Molecule: messenger RNA, 1579 nt
Organism: Vitis riparia (riverbank grape)
Lineage: Eukaryota; Viridiplantae; Streptophyta; Magnoliopsida; Vitales; Vitaceae
Product: protein disulfide isomerase-like 2-3
Exons: 9
Coding region: 70-1371 (433 amino acids)
Biological process (GO): response to endoplasmic reticulum stress
Cellular component (GO): endoplasmic reticulum lumen
Molecular function (GO): protein disulfide isomerase activity; protein-disulfide reductase activity
Source: RefSeq, a predicted model, not a curated record